Messenger RNA from Heterotrigona itama, 1005 nucleotides. The record is from the annotation of a GenBank genome assembly. NCBI's taxonomy places the organism in Eukaryota, Metazoa, Arthropoda, Insecta, Hymenoptera, Apidae.
UCAUAUGAUCAUCAUUAACUGGAGAUACUUUCAUUAGUAGGCGUUGACUCCUCGAAAAAUUCGAUCUAGAAUUCGUGUAUUCAAAAAGUAAUUGAAAGAUCAUUGCUAGACAAAGAUCGGCAAAUCUUUGAACUUCAAAAUGGCAUUAAGCGACGCAGAUGUACAGAAACAGAUCAAUCACAUGAUGGCUUUCAUUGAGCAAGAAGCCAAUGAAAAAGCAGAGGAAAUUGAUGCUAAAGCAGAAGAAGAAUUUAAUAUUGAAAAAGGACGUUUAGUUCAACAACAAAGGCUUAAAAUUAUGGAAUAUUAUGAAAAGAAAGAAAAACAAGUAGAACUUCAGAAAAAGAUUCAAUCAUCCAAUAUGUUGAAUCAGGCUCGUCUAAAAGUUCUGAAGGUUAGAGAAGAUCAUGUGCGUAAUGUACUUGAUGAAGCUAGGAAGAGAUUGGGAGAAGUAAUACAAGAUAUUUCACGAUAUAGAGAAAUUUUAAAGUUAUUAAUUGUACAAGGAUUAUGCCAGUUAACAGAAAGCCACAUUAUUAUUCGUGUACGUCAAAUAGAUCUUCCUCUGGUAGAAUCACUUCUUGAUUCUGUUCAGGAUGCUUAUAAACAAAUAACAAAAAAGGAUGUUACAGUUAAAAUUGAUCAAGAUAAUUUCCUUCCUUCUGAUAGUUGUGGUGGUGUUGAUUUACUUGCAGCAAGAGGACGUAUAAAAGUCAGCAAUACUUUGGAAACACGAUUAGAAUUAAUAGCACAGCAACUAACACCCGAUAUACGUUCUGCCCUAUUUGGAUCCAAUCCUAAUCGCAAAUUCAAUGAUUAAAAAAUUCCUCUCACAUUUUCUUUUUCUCUUCUUUUCAUUUUAGUUCCCUUUCUAACAAGACAUUCUAGAACGCUAAAAAAAACUAAGAAUCUGUUGUGUAGACUGUAGAAUCUGUUGUUAAUACUGUUAAAAAGAGAGAGAAAGUGAAAUUGUAAAUUAUAUAUAUAUAUAAACAUAUACAUACA